AGUGUACGACAUGUGUGGCAAGUGGCAUGUGGCAAGUGUGGGUGGACCAAGUAGGCGCUCCUGUCACUCCACAGCAACGAGUUAUGGGAUUCAACAAAUGCCAUUUCCACAGUCCGAAAUCACCAGUCAAGCCGUUCAAGUCCUAUUCGAAUUAUUAUUGUAUUUUUUUUUGUGAGACCGAACGGUAACCGAUCCACAAAAUCCAAAAAUUUCAAACAAAAUUUCAAGUCAUAUUUUGGUUUCAAAAUUCAGGCAAUAGGUUUCCAUUUUUUUUUUUUUUGAGAAAUCAUGACAAAAUCCAAGCUACAAACUCUGCCGAAGACCGAUCGUCGCCAGAGACCGUCUCCCGCAAAGUCUGCCCCAAGAGGCCCCAAGAAGAAUUCUUCGUUUCGGAAAAGGACAGCAGACGGCAUGCCGAGGACCAGCCCGAAGAUGCAAUCGAUGCCAAGUGCCGCGAAGAAGAUGCGAUCGAAGAAGCCGAUGAUGAAACACACCGUGAUGGCGCUGCGUAGGGACAGGGCUCCCUUGGCCAAGUCGAUGGGCAAGUCGGCGGGUAAGCCUCGCAAGAAUCGUCCGAAAACCUCCUCGGUGUCGAAUAAGCGAGUGAUGCGUCGAACGAAAUUGAUCGAUGCCAGUCCCCGGCAGGCGGGGGGACGUGGCACGCCCGUACUCUUUCUGGUCAAGGAUGCGCAAGGACAUGCGAUCGCCGGUACCGGAACCGGUAGCAGCCACCGGAAGACUGUCAAGUCUGCAGAGACCCAUAAGCGCCGGAAGGUGUUGAACUAUGCCCGCCAUCGGAUCGAUCAGCGAUUUAUGACGAUGCCGGUGUCACGGGCGCACGAGGGCGUUGACUUCUUCUACAAUCUCGGCCGGAGAGUCCAUCCACCGGCGGCAGCAUUCCCAGCCGGCAGGCAGAUGAGAUUGCAGGGCGGCGCUGGAUAUGGACAUGGCUAUAUCGGUGGUAUGCCUGGCAGAAACGGUGGUGGCGGUGGCGGUGGCGGUGUUAUUGGAGGCGUUGGAGGAUACGGAGUUAAUCUUGGCGGUGGUGGUGUUAAUCUAGGUGGUGCCGGUGUCGGUAACUAUGGAGGUGGCGGAGCAUCUGGCCUCGUUAUGGGCAACGGUGGUCAUGGUCUGGCAUCCAUUGCCGGCGGCGUGGCCACCAGUGGUGUCGGCCUCUCUGCCAAAAAUGUCGAGGUGCCGCUGACGAAUCGCUUGCCCAUCAUUGACUUUAUCUCCACCAACGAGUUCCAUAAUAUGUACGCGCCACGAAAGCAGCGAGCCCGGUCAUUCGUCCGUUAACUGGCUAGCCAGGAGAUUGCCAGGAGAGAGUGGAUUGGAAAAUAUUUUACAAUCGGGCGACAAGGAAUGCUGCGGCACAGCUCACAUUGUAUACUAAUCUGAUGAUGAUGAUGAUGGUUUGUCACAAAUUUCUGUGGAUAACUCUUUUAAAAGCAUA
This is a messenger RNA of Drosophila bipectinata, 1456 nucleotides long. RefSeq lists its product as uncharacterized. The record is from RefSeq and is a predicted model, not a curated record. Lineage: Eukaryota; Metazoa; Arthropoda; Insecta; Diptera; Drosophilidae.